Penicillium taxi is the source of this 1536-nucleotide messenger RNA. RefSeq names its product double-strand break repair enhancer MSC1 (gene ish1). The record is from RefSeq and is a predicted model, not a curated record. The coding region runs from base 1 to 1536 and encodes 511 amino acids. Lineage: Eukaryota; Fungi; Ascomycota; Eurotiomycetes; Eurotiales; Aspergillaceae. The transcript has 5 exons.
AUGAAGUUACAUCUGGCCCUGGGCCUGUUGUUUGUGCUCGCGACCGCUGAAGCUGUGGGGGCUUCGAGCUGGUGGAGCAAGGCUGUUUACAACAAGUGGCAUGAAACUGAGCUUGAGCGAUGGCUCUCUGAUCAUGGUAUUCCCUUCCCCUCACCCGCCGACCGCCGCGACCUCGAAGGCCUCGUCAAGACCAACUGGGAUUCCAAGGUGCAGAAGCCUCUCGGCUAUGCUGCCGAGCAGGUCACCGACGACCUCCAAUCUGCCAAGGAUUGGAUUUUUGAUAGUUGGUCGGAUUCCCAGUUGAAGGCAUUCCUUGAUUACCACGGCAUUCCCGCCCCUCAACCCCGCCAACGUGAUGUCCUUGUUAAGACAGCCCGCGAAAGCUAUGACGCUGUAGCGACCAAAAUUGGGGAGACCACCGCGUACCCCGGAGAUUGGCUGUAUAGUCAGUGGUCCGAAUCAGAUCUCAAGGGAUGGCUUGAUGAGCGUGGAUGGCCAGUUCCCCAGCCGACCAACCGUGACAAUCUCAUCGCGUCUGUGCGUCGCCACUCUCGACUCGCUAGCCUCCAGGCGAAAAGCAUUACUGCAUCAGCUAUGGCUGCUGCUGAAUCUGCAAAGGACACAUUGAGCGAAGAGGUCUUCAACGCUUGGUCCGACUCCAAGUUGAAGGAAUUCCUCGACUCGCACGAUGUUAAGGUUCCUCAGGGUUCCAAGCGUAACGAGCUUAUCGCGCUUGCACGAAAGAACCGCCAUUAUCUCCUCGUGAAGGCUUCUAGCGCAUCAUCCGCUGCUUCCUCUGCGUUUGGUGCUGCCACUACUCAGGCUGGAAACGAGUACGCGAAGGCGACUGAAGAUGCCCAGAUGAAGAUCGAUGAUCAGUUUAACACUGCAAUCCAGGCAUGGUCUGACUCCCGUCUUAAAGCCUUCCUGGAUGCUCGAAGCGUUCCGGUUCCCCAGAAUGGCAAGCGUGACGAGCUCAUUGCUGCGGUCCGCGCAAAUGCCCACAAGGCCGCCACUGGAUGGAAUCAGGACAACUUUGAUACCUGGGAUUUGGAACACCUCAAGAAAUACUUGUCUGCCGUGAACUCUAAGGUGGCUAAUAAGGCCGAUGCCACUCGCCAGGAGCUUGUCAAGGAGGCCAAAGACUCUUACGCCAAGGCUUCGAAGGAUGGCGGUGAACACCUCGCAUCAGCUUCCGCAUCUCUCGCCCAGGUCACCGGAUCCGUCAAGGAUACUACCUUCGAGACAUGGUCGCAGUCCGAUAUCAAGAAGUACCUCGAUUCGUAUGGAAUUCCUAGCUAUCAAGGCUCGAAUAUCAACGAGCUUCGCGCUACAGCCCGGCGUCAGGCGACUUACUGGAAGUAUGGCACCAACAACCCGCAGGAUACCAUCUCUAAGCUCCUGUCUACUUUGUACUGGGCUUUGGAUCAGUUGAAGGUCGGAGCUUCCAGCGGUCGGGCACAGGGCCAAGAGGCUGCUGAGAAGGCCACCGAUCAGGUCCGUGACAAGGCCGAGAAGUUGCACAGUGAGCUUUAA